This is a messenger RNA of Hyaloscypha bicolor E, 481 nucleotides long. RefSeq lists its product as uncharacterized. The record is from RefSeq and is a predicted model, not a curated record. Lineage: Eukaryota; Fungi; Ascomycota; Leotiomycetes; Helotiales; Hyaloscyphaceae. The transcript has a single exon. The coding region runs from base 95 to 373 and encodes 92 amino acids.
GGAUGAAGGACGACGAUAUCAACGUUGAGAUGUUUGGGAAGGAAAGGACAUUGCUAUUGUGUGGGUUGUUUUUGCUUGAUUGCUCGGCGUUGUCAUGGCGUCUAUUUCAGAAUUAUUCCACCGACCGGCGCCGCAGUACAAUUUGGGUGUCGGGGGACGGUUUGGCGCACAGCCUUUGAGCAUUAGGGAAGAUCAUUUGCGGGAAUUGGGGUUGUGCUUCGGUGAUAAACGCGGUGGACAAUAUAGGGUACCCUCCAAAGACAUGCAUCUCAGAUUUUGGUCAGACUGGUAUCUGUACAUUGUGAUGUCCCUUCUAUUUUGUAUGCACCUUCACCUCAAGGCCAAUACCGCCGUGAAAGGAGUCCUCUGGUGAUUGUCUCGAAGUAUUUCCAGCCUGAACGCCACGAAUGCUCCCACUCCCUCGCAAUGCCUACGCUAUUUUACAGCUGCCCUGCUCGUCCUAUACGCGAUACACUCGCCC